AUGACAUCAAUGCCCACGUGUUUGUGUUUCUUGUCAAUGGACAAUAAGUUCAUUGGAGAAUUCUCGCUGGGCGGGGACCAUGGCCGUGAUGAGGUCAGGUGGGCUGCAGCAUAUAAGCACAAGAUGGGGAAACCUCUUGAGAUACCCCAGCAGCCAGCAGGGAAUUCCACGCCAAGGCAGUCGUGGGUAGAAACGAUGGACAAGCUGGGCUGGUUCUGCCUCUCUCUCUUCAGCCUCUCGGGGCAGUUAUGGGCAGCUCCCAGGGCCAGCUCCAGUGAGGAAGUCUCUGCUUGGCCCCCAGGUAAGAAGAGAGUUUUCUCUUCAGACAACGAAGAUGCCAGGCUAAAUCUGGAGGCUUUGACUAGCAUAAGACCCUUUCAGCAAGCCUUAGCCAGGAUACUAGGAGCACAGACCGAGGACAAACGAAGCAAAGCAGAUCUAAUUGGCCGGGACAAUUGGGGGGAGAAGGCCGUCUGGCAGGUCUUGGGCCCCACAGCUUCAGUGCAAGGGAGUAUGUUAAAGAGGGGGCUCUCCUUCUCUUUUUGUUCACUUGCUCAGGCACCAGUUGGAAGCUUCUCCCAGAACAUGCUGCUAAGACGCUUAUGGGAAUCCACCAGGAAGCAGCAUAAGAAGCGUGGGAACCUCUCUGAAUGCUUCUGGAAAUACUGUGUGUGACUGACUGGGAACCCAUUUGCUUCCAGGUGCCCCCCAGUCCCAACACCACAUCCUUGCCCUAUAAUUUAUGAUGUGAUCAAGCAAUAGACUAGAAUCCUGCAUAUAAUCUCUGGAAAUGCACACAUGAUGAAAAUAAAGUAAUUUUGAAGAUGGCAAAUAACUUCUAUAUUACUUGCAUGGGAUUUAAUAAAUCUUCUCUAGAUUUGGUUAUAUUUUUGGAAAUGGCGAGUUAUUUUCCUUCUUUUUAUCAUGGAUCCUAUUCAAGCUUAGGGAACAAGAAAGGCAUAUUGCAAAUUUAUUUAUUUAUUUAAAUUGAUUAUGUGGCUGCCCAUCUCACAAUUGCGACUCUAGGCGACU
Python bivittatus (Burmese python) is the source of this 1032-nucleotide messenger RNA. The record is from RefSeq and is a predicted model, not a curated record. Lineage: Eukaryota; Metazoa; Chordata; Lepidosauria; Squamata; Pythonidae.